GAUAUUAUCGCUGGGACUGAGUGUGGUUUGUGAUUGUGUACACCUGAGAUUUUGGAAGUAAAAAUCCGCCAACAUUUUAAGCCUUGUCUUGAACAUGAACUAAAGAGCAAUGCAAGUCACUUUCUCUUCCUACCUGACAGUUAAGAAGAAACAUUUUGUUAAGUAUUUUGUGUGUGCAGACUGUCUCCCAUUAUGUUCUUUCUUCCUUAUUUCAGUGGCAUUUCUGUUUCCCAACUCUCCCCAGUGAGACAUGUCUUGGUGGGCGUGGAUGAUUGGCUUGUGUGGUUUGAUUGUCAGGGGGUGUAAAAAGCCACCAGGAGAAGUCAGUCAGUCAGUGAUACAGAAACUACAUGAGGACGCAUCGGCUGUUUGAGACAACACAAACUGGAAGUUGCCCAACUGACAAGUGUUCAGUUCGUUUUGAAUAAAUCAUCAUGAACACUUACCACGCUGCGCUUUGGUCCGAUCCUUCUUCCACCUCUGAAUGCCGUUACAGAAACACCCACCACCAGAGGACCAAGCAGCGUGGUAAUGGGCAGGAGCAGGAGAGGCAGCGAUAUUUGGAGAACUGGACUUGGGAGGAGAUUCUGGACGGCAAAGGACCCUGGGCACAGCCAGGGGAAUAUUGCCGCCCCAAAGCAGAGCUGGAGGCAGCGAAAGCAGAGAGGCGCCGGUAUGAGAAGGCAGCAUGGCAGCGCGGCUGGAAGCCCGAGAGGCAGCCUCAAAUAUUUUGGGGGGGAAGGUACACGAGGAGUGUGGCUAAGUCAAGUAGGAGACCUGAGCCAACUCCCCAUGCUUAUCGGAGAGCGAGAGGGACCGGGCAGGCACCGUGUUAUGCGGUGGAGCGCAUGGUGUCCCCGGUGCGUGUGCAUAGCCCGGUGCGGUACAUUCCAGGUCCUCGUAUUGGCCGGGAUAGAGUGGGCAUCGAGCCAGGUGCCAUGAAACCGGCUCUACGCAUCUGGUCUCCAGUGCAUCUCCUCGGGCCGGCGUACAUGGCACCAGCCUUACGCAUGGUGUCCCAGGUUCGCCAGCACAGCCCAGUGCGGGCUAUUCCACCUCGCCUCACUGGCCUGGCUACGGGAAGCAUUCAACCAGGUAAGGUUGGGCAGGCUCGGUGCUCAAGAGCUCCAGUGCACCUGCACGGUCCGGUCUAUCCGGUGCCACCUCCACGCACCAGCCCUCCGGUGGUAGCCCCCCCCGCACCAAGCUGUCUCUCCAUCUUCUCCCUUCAGGUGCUCCCGCCUGUCCAGCGCUGCCAGAGCCUUCCUCCUGCCCAGCGCUGUCAGACUCUCCCGUCUGUCCUGAGCCGCCAGAGUCUCCCGUCUGUCCUGAGCUGCCAGAGUCUGCCGUCUGUCCUGAGCCGCCAGAGUCUCCCAUCUGUCCUGAGCCGCAAGAGUCUCCCAUCUGUCCUGAGCCGCCAGAGUCUCCCGUCUGUCCUGAGCCGCCAGAGUCUCCUGUCUGUCCUGAGCCGCCAGAGCCGCCCAUCUUUCCUGAGCCGCCAGAGCCGCCAGUCUGUCCUGAGCCGCCAGUCAGCCAGGAGCCACCAGAGCAGCCAGUCAGCCAGGAGCCGCCAGAGCUGCCAGCCAGCCAGGAGCCGCCAGAGCCGCCAGCCAGCCAGGAGCCGCCAGGAGCCGCCAGAGCCGUCAGCCAGCCAAGAGCCGCCAGAGCUGUCAGUCAGUCAGGCGAUGCCAGAAUUUCCCUUCACUCCGGAGCUGCCGGAGUCGCCCGCCUGUCCGCCGCUGCCGGAAUCUCCCGUCCAUUCGGGACCCGUGGCGAGGGUCCCCAGUCCGAGGUCGGCGGCGAGGGUCGCCGCUCAUAAGAGGCCACGGGGGCGGUUGAGGAGGCGGACAACAACUAUGGUGAAGUGGGGUCCACGUCCAGCGCCAGAGCCGCCACCGCGGACAGACGCCCACCCAGACCCUCCCCUAUAGGUUCAGGUUUUGCGGCCGGAGUCUGCACCUUUGUGGCGGGGGUACUGUCACGUUCUGACCAUAGUUCUGUUAUUUUAUUCUUUGUUUUAGUAUGGUCAGGGUGUGAGUUGGGGUGGGCAGUCUAUGUUUGUUUUUCUAUGUUGGUUUUUGUGUUCGGCCUAGUAUGGUUCUCAAUCAGAGGCAGGUGUCGUUAGUUGUCUCUGAUUGAGAAUCAUACUUAGGUAGCCUGGAUUUCACUUUUGGUUUGUGGGUGUUUGUUUCCGUGUGAGUGUUUGGGCCACACGGUACUGUUUCGGUUUUCGUUUUGUUCACAUCAUUUAUUAUUUUGUAUUUCAGUGUUCAGUUCGUUUUGAAUAAAUCAUCAUGAACACUUACCACGCUGCGCUUUGGUCCGAUCCUUCUUCCACCU
This is a messenger RNA of Oncorhynchus keta (chum salmon), 2340 nucleotides long. Its product is annotated as putative protein FAM47C. The transcript is spliced from 2 exons. NCBI's taxonomy places the organism in Eukaryota, Metazoa, Chordata, Actinopteri, Salmoniformes, Salmonidae. The record is from RefSeq and is a predicted model, not a curated record. Bases 435 to 1931 code for a protein of 498 amino acids.